Messenger RNA from Colletotrichum scovillei, 2259 nucleotides. RefSeq lists its product as uncharacterized. Bases 1 to 2259 code for a protein of 752 amino acids. Gene Ontology annotation, cellular component: mitochondrion. The record is from RefSeq and is a predicted model, not a curated record. Gene Ontology annotation, biological process: mitochondrial respiratory chain complex II assembly. The transcript has 5 exons. NCBI's taxonomy places the organism in Eukaryota, Fungi, Ascomycota, Sordariomycetes, Glomerellales, Glomerellaceae.
AUGGCAGUAGCGAAGCGCGGUCUUUCUGGCCUUCAAAGGGAGGUUUUGGCACUCUAUCGACAAUGUAUCCGGGAAAUUCGGAAGAAGCCAGAGACUGCACGGCCUCACUUUCAAUCUUUCGCCAGGCAAGCUUGUGCACCAGCUUCCUUAUGUGCCGCUCAGCAUCAUACUGACCAACACACUAGGACAGAGUUUGAAAGGUACAUUACGGUUGACAAGCGCGACUUCUCCGUUGUAGAGCACUUAUUGCGGAAGGGCCGCCGCCAGCUCGAGACGUACUCUUCACCGAGCAUCAAGGACAUUAGCCGUCUUUCGCAGCAGAGUCGAGUAUCCCUUGUUGCUUCGCCAUCAAAUAGAUCAUCAAACCAAUCUUUCCGAGCACCUCAACCUCCAUCGAGAACCUCUAGCCGGCGCCGAGAAGUGAAUCCUGCAGGAGAGCUACCUGUCUCUACCCCGACACCAGAGUCGGUUAUAUCGCUUCAUACAGUUACAGCUCUUCUUCCGUAUGAGGAACAGUUCCAAGCUGUUGGUCUAGCAGUGACUUCUGAACAACAGCGGCAGAAGUCGCCGCCCAAACAGUCCCCUGAAAAGGACAUGAAGAUGAAGAAUUCACCAGAAGUUAUAACAAAGCCAAUUUCUCGUCCCAAAGAGACCAGAAAACAAGUUGAACCAGGCCAACUUCAGCUUAAUGGCUUGAGGAGCGCUUCAACGAGCUCAUCCGAUUCAUCAACCUCGGGCACGCAAGUUGCCUUUGCACAACCAGACGCCUGGGAGCUCGCCUUUAUCGACGAAGUUCCCGCCAAGAAGGAAAGUUCUACUUCGAGAUGUUGUAACCUACCUUGCUUCCAAAACACGAGAGACCAAUUGAUCGACGUCACAAUGGGCCGGCCACCCCCCGCUCCGACGCCAACAACAAUUGAUACGCCAAACAAGAUACUGGCAAAGUGGGACCCAGUCUACCCCCAGAAGACAGAGGCGCUGCAGGGCUGGCGUAAGUCGAGUGACAAAGCCUCUCGAGAUGUUCGAGCCAAAACAUGGCACGGAAACACGGCACAGCGUCCAUCAACUUAUCGGCCACCGCGGGAAGGCCUCCCUUCUCGCAACGAGACAGAAGCACCAAGCCCCAAAAGCAAGUCUCCGAGGAAAGUGGUGCCCCAUGACUUGGAGGACGAUAAACCGCCCAUACCUCCAAGGGCUCAAGCUCGUACCGAUCGUUCGAGGAAACAAUCAAAGGCGCCAAAGCUCGAAACUUCAGCCCCUAAGGGGAUACGUAAGGAGUCUCAGCAAAACAGAUUUUCAGAUCAGGAAAACUUCCCACCAGGAGGUAAAGUGCUUCCUGCCAUAGCCAAAACACCAGUGAAAGCCACCGUAUUAUCAGAGUCAGACGAGAACACUGCCCAAGUACAGACUCAGGAUUCAUACAACAACAAAAUUCCCACGGUAUCGAAACAGCCAGCUGGCGUCGUAGACAAGCCUCUCAGGGUUUCGAUCAGGCAGCCUGAACGGAAGGCUAAAGAAAAGGUCGCUCUUCUGAACAAGCCUACACAGACGGAUUUUGAGCAUCCGCCAAUCUUCCAAUCUGGGAGAAUGUUCAGAAGCCUGCCGGGACCCGCAAAACUCCCAGAAAUGGAACGAAGAGAACGGUCGGCUCAGACGAGUCACGGAACUAUCACACCUAACCCUGCUCUACCAUCCACAUGGAAACUGACCUUGAGCUCAUCCUCGUCACUUGAAGUAGCCAUGGAAGCCGCUUCACGGGAAAUGGAGAUACAAGAAGCCAUGAAGUCCAGGCAUGAGACACUCAGAGGACAAGACUUGGAGGCAGAUGCACAAGCUAUUCCCUACAUGGCUGCAGAAGUCGAACAUGACGAGCCACUCCCAGAGCCCGUUAGUGAGGAAGCUCCCUUACCCUCAGGUGAACAACCCGAAGAGGGACGGAAACCACUGCGAGGUAGUGAUAAUUCGGACCCCAAGGAGCAGGACGACAAAGACAUUGAUGACAGAGAUGUUUUGCGAGGUCUUCACAUCGCCAUAUCAGCUGCUUGUGACGAAGAGGUCGACGCAUGGAUCCGGCAAAAGACGGGUGUGCGCAUCCGUCGAUUCUUGGCAGACUUGAAGGCCUUUGAAACGUUGGGUGAAGAGGAUCAACCGGAUCCAGCCAAAGAGCGCGCGAGGAACAGGAGAGCCGACUCGAGGAAACUCAAGGCACAGAUUCGACAAUCUAAAGCUGCCAGGGAAGCAAGAGCAGCAGCACAGUGA